UGCUGUCAGCUUAUUCUAGAUUCUAGACUAAACUAGAGAGUUAAGAACUUAAGAGAGAUCAAGAUUCUACUAUAUAAUAAUGGGCUCACGUAAUAAAAAUGCAGAAGACUUCUUUGCCAAUAUGCCGAAUCCAGAUGCUAUAUUUCAGUCAUGGUGGCCUUUUAUUAUAGCUGGAACUGUUGGUACAAUUUAUGGAGUUCGGCAGUGGGUUAGAGGACCAAAAUGUAUCGGUGGAUCCAGAAUGAAGGGAAAAACUAUUAUUGUAACUGGAGCGAAUGGUGGGAUUGGUAAAGAAAUAGCCUUGCAGCUUGCUCACAGAGGUGGCAAGGUCAUCAUGGCCUGUAGAGAUGCUGUAGAGGGCAAGAAAGCUGCUGAGUUUGUGCGGAAGGAAACAGAAAAUAUGGAUGUUUACUUUAUGAAACUGGACUUGAACUCUUUUAAAUCUAUCCGAGAAUUUGUGGAGAAAUUCAAGAAAAAGGAGAGCAAUCUGCACCUUCUCAUCAAUAAUGCUGGUGUGAUGAUGUGUCCACAGGAAAAGACAGAAGAUGGUUUUGAUGUUCAAUUUCAAACAAAUUAUCUUGGACCAUUUCUGUUGACGGAGCUUCUCUUGGAUAUUCUUAAAGCCUCUGCACCAAGUCGUAUCAUCAACACGACCGCUUCCGCCCACAAUCUAGGGGACAUCAACUUUGAUGACAUCAACCUAGAGAAGAAACAGUACAGCCUCGGGGAUGUCUAUGCCCAGAGCAAGCUGGCAGUUGUCUUACACACAUUCCAACUGGCUGAGAGAUUGAAAGAUACUAAAGUAACUUGUAAUGUGGUCAACCCUGGCAUCUGUAACACUGACAUCUAUCGCUACCUACCUUUAAAGUCUAAGAAAUUCAUCAGAGUCAGCUUUGCUCCAUUCAUGUGGUUUUUGAUGAAGUAUCCAGAAGAUGGUGCCCAGAUCAGCAUUUAUUUGUCUACAGCAGAUGAAUUAGCAGAAACAUCUGGAAAACAUUUCAAAGAUGCCAAAGAACAGCCUCUGAGUGGCAAGUGUUUAGACAAGCUUCUCCAGGAGCAACUCUACAGGGCAUCAUUGAAAUGGAUUGAGCAAUCCAAAGAAUCUCAGAUUGAAAACACAAAAGCUGAUGACGUAGACAAUAGUCACUCCAAGAAGUCCGAAACUAAAUCCAAGACCGAUUCCAGCAUGGAGAGAGUACAGUUAUAAGACAGCCUCUUUCGGGCAUCGUUCAACCAAAGUAGAUCAUGAUUCCAGCAUGGAGAGAGUACAGUUAUAAGACAGCCUCUUUCGGGCAUCGUUCAACCAAUGUAGAUACUGAUUCCAGCAUGUAGUGAUUUUGCAGCCUCUCUGGGGUUUAGACCAGAAUAGAUUAAUUAGGUGUUUAUGUAUGUAUGUAUGUUUUCAUUUUACCUGCAUGAUAGUGUUGGAUGUUCAUAUAGUAUGUUUCUUAUUUUCUUCAGUAAACUGUUCUUACCAUUGCCCCAAUCUCAUAGUGUCAACUCAAAUUGAUCAAAAUUGUGUCAAUUAUAGCUUUGGAUUGAAUGCCAUCAUAGAGUUUAGAAAGUUGAGUCAGUCUUCAAAUGUUUUGUUUGUUUCUUUGUUUGCAUCAGAUUUAAAACAAUCAACUGUGAUAUGUAAUUAUUUCAACUGCCCUAUCUGCAUGGUAAAUAUAGAGCUGAGUGAUAUUGGACCCUCCUUAACUAUCUUUCAGCUUCUCAACACAGUUUUUUUUUCUCUACACAAUAAAGAGAAGGAGGAACAACUUUUAAAACUGUACACAGUCCAUUAAUAGCAUCAUUUAUUGCAUAAUUCUCAUUAAUCUUUAAACUCGUAGACAAGCCUUAUUAUUAUUUAUUGGCAUUUACACAUUUUUUUGGCAUCAUUCUACUCUUUAUGUAAUCAGUACAAAUCAAUUUUGCUUUAGUUUAGUCCUCUUGUUUUGUUUUGCUUAAAAAUAUUUGGAGACCUCAGCCAACAAUCAAAAGUAUAAAGCAUUGUAUCCUUAGUUAGACGUUUGCAACUGAGAUAUAUUCCAUUUUAUUUAAUAGUAAUAGCCCACCAUAUAUAGGCUUACCAGAUUAAUGACAAUUUGUCUUUUUUUUUCUUUAAGUUAAAGACAUUUCAACUUACUUUGUAAUAAUUAUGUAUCAAGAAACAAAAUCUCAGUGGUAUUGUUUAACAAGUCAUUACAUGUUUUAAGACGAGCUACAUCCCACAAUCAUUUAAACAAAUAUAAAGCUUGACAUUCUGUAGUAGUGUGAUAGAUAAUAGUAAUUUAAGUUUCAACUCACUAAAUGGUAUCAAUGUUGUAUUGAAUGUUAUGUAACUAGAUUGUUCUUGUGUUAUUAAAUUACAGGGUGUUGUACAAAGUUUGUAGUCAAUUCGUUGAAUCACUCGUUGAUGUUACCUGGUUUUAAAACAGCUAAAGAUAAACUUUGGAAUGAGUCCAUGCUUUUCAUGUGUACAUUCUGACAUUCCAGUGUGUUUCAUUGUUAAUCAUCAUCUGGAAAAAUUAAGAAAUUGAAACAAAUUUUGGUAUUUUUUUCAGAAGUGGUUCAGCUCAAAUAUUAAAUGUAUUGAUUCAUUUUCCUAUGCAUUUACCUAAAUGUUCACAUUAUAAGAUUGAUUGAAUAAAUGUAAUCUUUGAAAAAUCUGUUACAUGAUGCAUGGGUGUGUUGGGUCUUAUAUCAACUUGAGAUAAUGUGUCCCAUCGAGUUAAAAAUGCUGUUGCUUUUAAAGAAGUAUAGACAUUUCAUUUAUAAAAUGUAUGGUACUUUAUCUUGAAAAAAUAAUCAAAAGUAUAUUUCUCUAAAUUGCUAGGUUUCAUUUUUGUUUUUAUGCUAAUUUCAAAGUGAUGAAUUACUUAUUUUCAUUUUAUCAUAAACAUCUCUGUUAGAAAAAUAACUUCAAGUGUUUAUAGUUUUUAUUGGUUCUGCUCUCUCUCAGGGUUUUUUUAAAGUUAUCAUUUGACUAGUUAUUCUAAUCUUAUCAUUUUCCCUAUUAUACCCAAACAGUAGUGAGCACAAAAACACCACAUUCUUUUUGAAUGCCAUCAGUCAGCCAUCCAUAAUCCUAACUCAUUUUUAAAGAUUUCUUUAUUAAGGACAAUUUUAAUGCACUGAUUAUGAUGUGAUGAACCUACUCUGGAUACUUCUGCAUUUAUAACAAAUAUUCAAUGUAUACAAAAAGGAAUUAUGUUCUUAAUCAUUCAAACCAAACUUUGAGCUAUACAGCUGUAAAUAAAUUUUUAUAGGUGUGUGUGUAAAGAUAACAAGAUCUAAAUAUUUCAUUUACACUUGGCAUUUAUUAUGUCACUAUUGUUCAAUGCUAAACUUAGUGAUUUUUUCUUGUGUUUUACAUUUAUGAAGAGUUUAUCUUGUUGCAUGUUUCUUUAUAUCAGAAUUCUAAAAGCAAUACAAUUUGUAUCAAUGUGUAAUCGGAUGUUUGCUUGGGCUGGAAAUGCAUGUUAAAUUUAAACCUAUACGUAUAAUUGUAUGUUGGGUAUCAUCUCAAAGCAGUGGCUGUUAAUCAAUAUAUUUGAUGUCCUCAGUGUACCAGUAUAUUCUCUCUAUUGCUCUGUUGAUUAUGUUAUUCUAUCCAAAGAUUCAAUGUACAUACAGCCCUUUUGUUUUUAAGUACAAGAAGAAAAGCAUUGUGGACAAUAAUUAGAACAAAAUCCCAACUCCAUUUCUAUUUUGAUCAUCUUUGUUCCAAAUUUGACUCAUUUGAAAGCAAUGCAGUGGCAAUCAAAGGUUAACUUGAUAUUCAAGAUCUUUAUGGGCUGAUUUGUGUAUAUCUUGCCUAUAGUUUCCAUGUUUUUAACUAUGAACUACAUUUCUUUUAUGAAUGAAAAACUGCUGACCUUAUUUAUUUCAAAACUGCCAUUACAGUCUGAAUUUUUUUUUUUUUAAGUGUUCUUUUCUUACCUAUACAUUAUUAUUCAGCUCUUGUAUUUCCAUUAAAUAUUUGUUUAUUAAAAAAAAAAGGACACUUCA
Messenger RNA from Biomphalaria glabrata, 3996 nucleotides. RefSeq names its product retinol dehydrogenase 13-like. Lineage: Eukaryota; Metazoa; Mollusca; Gastropoda; Planorbidae. The record is from RefSeq and is a predicted model, not a curated record. The coding region runs from base 80 to 1207 and encodes 375 amino acids. The transcript has 7 exons.